AUGUCAAUCCUUAAGCAAACCACAAAACGGGUAGGUGAUCGCUUUGAGACCGGUCUUUUAUGGACCCACGACGAGGUCGCUCUUCCAAAUGCCUACAACAUGGCUCUAAGAAGGCUCGAAUGUCUCGAACGCAAAAUGAAUCGCAAUAAAAAGCUGAAGGAUAAUUUGCACCGACAGAUUGCAGAAUACGUUUCUAAAAAGUACAUCCAUAAGGCAACAGAUGAUGAGCUAGAACAGGCGGACACUAAUCGUGUAUGGUACCUUCCGUUGGGGGCCGUAAUUAACCCAAAAAAGCCGGAAAAGAUACGCAUUAUCUGGGAUGCAGCCGCAGAGGUUUCAGGAGUGUCUUUAAAUAAAAAUCUGCUUAAGGGACCAGACCUACUUUCAUCCCUCCCCGGCAUCCUGUUUCAAUUCCGUCUUUUUCGCGUGGCCGUAAGCUCAGAUAUUCAGCAAAUGUUUCACCAAAUUCAGAUCCGACCGGAAGACCGAAAUGCGCAACGAUUUCUGUGGAGAUCAGAUCCGUCAAAAACGCCAGAUAUCUACCUGAUGGAUGUAGCAACAUUUGGGUCGACUUGUUCACCGGCGUCGGCACAAUUUGUUAAAAACCUAAAUGCAGAGCAACAUUCAACGAAGUAUCCCGAUGCAGCAAAGUCUAUAAUCAGCCGAUAUUAUGUUGAUGACUAUUUUGAAAGUUUUGACGACGAAAAUGAGGCUAGAAGGAUUGUUGCAGACAUCCGGACAAUACAGGAAAAUGCCGGCUUCACUCUCCAUAACUGGAGGUCAAACAGCAUCGGAGUGCUAAAUCACAUUCAAGUAUUGCCGAAUUCAACCACGCAAGAACUCAAAUUCGAGAACGACGAAAAACUAGAACGAGUCUUAGGAAUGCUGUGGAAUCCAAGCACUGACGAGUUAGGAUUCUCUACGCACAUGAGUGAUGACGUUAAAGACCUACUACAAUCCGGAAACAGACCGACGAAGCGACAGAUCUUGCGAUGCGUUAUGUCGCUAUUCGAUCCGUUAGGCCUCUUGGCCCCAUUUCUCAUUCAUGGGAAAGUACUGAUCCAGGAUCUGUGGCGUUCAGGAAUCAGCUGGGAUGAGGAAGUGGGAGAUUUAUUAUUUACAAGAUGGAGCGAGUGGAUCAAAAUGAUCGAACACAUCGAGUCUGUACGUAUAUCUCGCUGCUAUUUCGCUGAAGCCACGAAACUCACUUAUACCAACACCGAACUUCACAUAUUCGUGGAUGCAUCUGAGGUCGCGUACUCGUGCGUUGCCUACAUACGUAUCGUAAGAGCUGACGGAUCUGUUGACCUUAGUCUUGUGUCGGGAAAAUCAAAAGUCGCCCCUUUAAAACCCAUGUCCAUUCCAAGAUUGGAACUCCAGAGCUGUUUCCUAGGAGCACAACUGAUGAGCUUUAUUAAAAACAACCAUGACAUUCUCAUUUCUCGAACCGUUCUCUGGACCGAUUCACGGACUGCGCUCUCAUGGAUACACUCGGACCCUCGAAACUAUCGCCCGUUUGUUGCACAUCGAGUUGGAGAAAUAUUAGAGCACACCACUCCGGCGAACUGGCGAUGGGUGCCUUCUAAAUCAAACCCCGCCGAUGAAGCCACUAAAUGGGGUAAAGGACCCUAUUUCACAAAUAAUUCAUGCUGGUUCAUCGGGCCAGACUUUCUCCGUUUGCCAGAACCAGACUGGCCUGCUCCAAUAGAUCGAAUUCUAACAACUGAAGAGGAACUACGUGCCUCUGUUUUCCUUCAUGCAGAAUAUAAACCCGUUAUUGUGUACGAAAGAUUUUCACGUUGGGAGCGACUUUACCGUGCCAUAGCCUACGUUUUACGAUUCUUGAAAUACUACCCAAAGCAUAUAGACAAACUGUCAGACCCCUUGGAACAAUCAGAUUUAGCGACCGCAAUCCAGCAGAUAUUAAAACAAGUUCAACUAGAAACCUUUCCUCAAGAACUCACCACCUUGAAACAAAAUAGCAAAGAAACUCUCAACUCAGGCAGUACCAUCCGAAAGUAUGCACCGUUUCUAGCUGAAGAUGGAUUGCUCAGAGAGAACAGCCGUAUUCGAAAUUCCAAAUCAGUAGCGUUUGGAACUCGCUUCCCGAUAAUAUUACCAACCAAACAUCGUGUGACAUUCCUUGUCGUGGAUUGGUACCACCGUCAUUACAAGCAUGCAAAUUUUGAAACUGUGGUAAACGAAGUGCGUCAACUCUAUACAAUCCCGGGACUUCGCUCACUAGCUAAAAGGGUGAGCCGAGGAUGCCAAAUGUGCAGACUACGCAACGCUAAACCUGCUCCUCCUCCAAUAGCACCAUUGCCACCAUGCAGACUAGCUGACCGACAACGACCGUUCACGUUCACUGGGCUGGAUUAUUUCGGUCCGCUUCUUGUUAUAGUUGGCCGCUCCAGAGUGAAAAGGUGGAUCGCACUCUUUACAUGCCUCACCACACGGGCAAUUCAUCUAGAGGUAGUUUACUCUCUAUCUGCCGCUUCGUGUAUCUUCGCCGUUCGAAGAUUCGUUAGCCGACGAGGGGCUCCGGCUGAGUUCUAUUCCGAUAACGGCACGAAUUUUGUAGGUGCAUCGAACAUAUUGCGAGAACAAAUACGUCUAAAAAUGAUAAACACCUUUACCAACUGUUCCACAAAAUGGCAUUUCAAUCCACCGGGAGCGCCCCAUAUGGGAGGCGUUUGGGAAAGACUUGUACGGUCUGUAAAAGUAGCUUUGAAUGACGGGUAUAGCGAGGGCAAGUUAAAUGAUGAAGGACUCAUUACUUUGAUUGUGGAGGCCGAGGGAAUAGUUAACUCAAGGCCUCUGACAUACCUUCCCUUAGAUUCUGAAGAGUUCGAAGCUCUCACCCCGAAUCACUUUUUGUUGGGGAGCUCCAACGGGGUUAAGCAGCCACCGGUCCCUAUCGAGGAACGUCGAAGUCUAAGAGACUCUUGGGACCUUAUCCAACACGAGUUGAACAUAUUCUGGGACCGCUGGGUCAAGGAAUACCUUCCAGUUAUCCGACGACAAACCAAAUGGUUCGCACCUACGAGACAGGUUGAGGUGGGAGACCUGGUAUUGGUAAUCGACUCCAAGACCCGCAAUGGAUGGAUCCGUGGUAAAGUUCGAGAAACGAUAGUUGCACCUGAUGGGAAUGUCCGUAGGGUGGUCGUAGAUACGGCUAAUGGCCCUAUUCGUCGUGCCGUACACUACCUGGCGCUAUUGGAUGUUUCAAACGACAGUGUAGUCUCCGUGUCCACCGAGAUACACCCGGGGGAGGAUGUUAACGCAGCAGGCAACCCUGUAGCCGCGCCUAUCGAUGAUUAAUGAGAAACGUCAUCAUCAGAAUCAUAAGAACAAUGACAGAAAUAAGAUAUACGUCACUUCCGCUAACGAGUCAUUAUAUUUAUAAAAACCUGCCACGUUUAUUAUAAGAGUUACAGUUGUCAAGCUCAGUUCCAUUCGUUAGGACGAAUAGUUGCGACUAUAGCUAGAAAGGUAGUGCGAACAUUUUGGCAAUAUUUAUCGUUCAUCUAACAAACAGCUAGGGCAAACACCGUGUUCCUCG
Molecule: messenger RNA, 3562 nt
Organism: Uranotaenia lowii
Lineage: Eukaryota; Metazoa; Arthropoda; Insecta; Diptera; Culicidae
Exons: 3
Coding region: 1-3321 (1106 amino acids)
Biological process (GO): DNA integration
Molecular function (GO): nucleic acid binding
Source: RefSeq, a predicted model, not a curated record